AUGUACAACGAGAACACAAGGCGUCAGGUUGUCGUCAUGGUUGCAACAAACUCAGUUGCCAACGACAUCACUAUCAAGGCCACGGAUAUUUCCCGAAAGAUCUUCCCGGAUUCGGCAUAUUUCAAGAUCGCGAAUCAGUCUUCACCCGAUCAUUCCGGCAAAUCUGUUAAUGACCUUAAUCAUACACUCAUCCCACCCGAUGAGUCGUCUGGUCACAAUGAGAACCCCGCCGACGAGGAAAUGCCUGAAUGCAACGAGGUCGAUGACAUGGAUGCCAUCGUCGCUGAUUUCUACACCGCUGCCGAAUGUGUGAACGAACUGACCCAAUACUACUCUCUCACCAGGCCCGACACUGUUUCUUCGUUCGAAGGUGUGUCGGACCCGAGACUUAAGGAAAUCCGCACGUCCCUCGGUGCAGCCAUGCUCGGUGUGGCAGGAAAGAUCCCAGGUAGCCCAUGGGCUUAG
Molecule: messenger RNA, 465 nt
Organism: Penicillium verrucosum
Lineage: Eukaryota; Fungi; Ascomycota; Eurotiomycetes; Eurotiales; Aspergillaceae
Exons: 3
Coding region: 1-465 (154 amino acids)
Source: RefSeq, a predicted model, not a curated record